Messenger RNA from Micromonas commoda, 1443 nucleotides. RefSeq lists its product with no specific name. The record is from RefSeq and is a predicted model, not a curated record. The annotation marks the transcript as partial. NCBI's taxonomy places the organism in Eukaryota, Viridiplantae, Chlorophyta, Mamiellophyceae, Mamiellales, Mamiellaceae. The transcript has a single exon. Gene Ontology annotation, molecular function: hydrolase activity, acting on acid anhydrides; ATP binding; RNA helicase activity. Gene Ontology annotation, cellular component: mitochondrial degradosome. Gene Ontology annotation, biological process: mitochondrial RNA 3'-end processing; RNA catabolic process.
AUGGACAUGCGCGAGCCCGGCGCGUGGUACCCGCUCGCGCGCGCGAUGCGACGCGAGGUCCACCUCCACGUCGGACCCACCAACAGCGGUAAGACCUACUCCGCCAUCCAGCAGCUCAAGGCGGCGGACAGCGGCGUGUACUGCUCGCCGCUGCGGCUGCUCGCGUGGGAGGUGGCCGAGGGACUCAACAACCGCGACGGCGUGCCGUGCAACAUGAUCACGGGCCAGGAAAAGAAACCCGUGGACGGGGCCAGGCACGUCGCGUGCACCGUGGAGAUGGCGGACAUAAGGAGAAUGGUCGACGUGGCCGUCGUGGACGAGGCGCACCUCAUGGGUGACCCGGAGAGGGGCUACGCGUUUACCAGGGCGAUACUCGGCAUUCCCGCCAAAGAGCUUCACUUGUGCGGUGACCCGGCGAUGGUCCCGCUGGUGCAAAAGGUCAUAGAGGAGGUCGGGGACAAACUCACCGUGCACAGAUACACGCGGUUACAGCCGCUGAAGGUGCUGGAUACGCCCCUGCGUAGCAUCAAGAACGUGAAGAGCGGCGAUUGCCUCGUGGCGUUUAGUCGCAAAGCCGUGCAUCAGCUCAAGCGCGACGUCGUGCGGCAGGCUGGUCUACGAGCCUGCGUCAUAUACGGCAGUUUACCCCCGGAGGCGAGGGCGCGGCAGGCUGAGCUGUUCAACGAUAGGGCCACCACGGGUUACGACGUCCUCAUCGCGUCGGACGCCAUCGGCAUGGGCUUGAACCUGAGCAUAAGGCGCGUGGUGUUCACCACGAUGCGAAAAUUCGACGGGGAGCAGAUGCGCCUGCUGGAACCCCCCGAGGUUAAGCAGAUCGCCGGGCGCGCCGGGCGGUUCGGUCAGGGGUUCGGCGAGGGCGGCACGACCACCAUGGUCGCCGAGCAGCUCCCGAUCCUCCGCCACGCCGUCGCCGCGCCCGUGGUGGACCUCACCAGGUGCUCGGUUGCGCCGACGCUGGAGCACGUCGAGUGCUACCUCGAAGCCGUCCCGGGUGCCACGCUCGUCGAAGCCCUCACCGCGCUGUGCCGGGACGCGUCACUGCCGCCGCACUACUUCAUGGCCACCUGCGACGGCAUGCUCGCCGCGGCGAAGCUCGUGGAGAGGCUCCCGCUGUCCGUCGAAGACCACUGGAUGUUCGCCGUCGCCCCCGCAAACGUCGAGGACGGCGGUGAAGGCGCCAAGGCUCUGUGGACCUUCGCCGACGCGUUCGCUCGACGCGGCCGCGUCGGGGUUCGGAUCAUAAAGCGCCCGCCCGCUCGCGCGCCGGAGACCCAAGGGGAGCUCAACGUGCUGGAGCAGGCGCACGCGGCGUACGAUCUGUACCUGUGGCUGUCGAUGCGACACCCGGCGGCUUUUCCGGAAAUGGAGCUCGCGCAGGCGCUUCGGCAAACCUGCGCCGCCGCCAUCGAGCUCGGCUUGCAG